AUGUCAAAUUUAUCAAUUAAUGAAUCAAAUGAUAAUUCAAAUGUAUCCAUUCUACUGAAUAAAAGUGGUGCUCAAAGUAGUACUAAUAGUAGUCAUAAUCUUAUUGUUUUUAAACAACCUGAAGAUUUAUCAAUUCAAUUACAACAACAACAACAAAAAGAAGGACCCCUUGAAGAUAAUAAACCAGAUACCCAAGAAGAAGAAAUGGAACAAAUAACACAACAAGAAGUUCAACAAGAAAACCAACCAGAUACUUUAUCAUCUAGUCCCUUUAUUUCACGUCCACAUUCACCCCUCGAUGAUGUAAUUAGGCCACAAGGUACAUCAUCACCAUCAUUGACAAUUAGAGAUUCUUAUUCUUCUCAAGUAGAUAUUAAUAUAUCUAAUUUACAUAAGAGUUUAAAUGAGAUGAGAUUAUCAACAGACUCUGUUGGCAACAACAAUGACAACAACAACAACAACAACAACAAAAACAACAGUGAUAUAUCUAAUGAUGAUAUUAUAACAAUUGAUAAUUUGACUCCAAGUAGAAUAAAACCGAAAAACAUAUCCCCAUGGAGACAGUUCCGCCCUGCGUUGCGUGGUAGUCCUGAAACAACCCCACGGCUGUUGUUUCAAAAUAAACCCAAUUUGAAAUUUAAUAAUAAUAAUAGUCCUACUAAUGGUAGUAGAGAUAUGAUUACAAAUAAUACUAAUAAUAUUGCUACAACUACCAAAUCAAGAGAAGAAGAAUUGAAUAAACGAAUAGUUAAUUAUAAAAUUCAAUUGAAAUUAAUGAAGAAUUUUUUACAAGAAUUAAUUGAUAGAAAUAAUCUUGAUCCUCAUGAAUUUCACACAUUAUUAAACAGGAAUAAUAAUAACAACAGCAAUAACAAUAACAACAACAACAACGAAAACAACCCAUUAUCAACCUCAUUAUCGCAAACCUCAACCUUGGAAAUUCAACAUCAAAAUUUACAAAUAGAAUUAGAUGAAGCAGUUGAAUUAAAUAAACAAUUGUAUAACAACAUAGAAAUUGCCAAUAAGGAAAUCAAUGAUAAGGAUUUACAAAUUUCUAAUUAUGAAUCAAGAAUUAAUUUAAUCAAUUAUUCCGUUGAUGAGUUAAUUUAUAUUUUAAUUAAUGAAUAUGAUAAGAAUACUUUUUCAGGAAAUGGUAAUACCACUAGUCCUGGUAAAGAAACUUUACAACAAUCCAUAUCGGCACCAUUAGAAGUUAAAUUAAAUGUUUUAAAAUUAGAAUUAAUGACUAGAUUGGAUCAACUGCGUCAAUAUAAUAAACAACCAGAAUUAUUUACUCCUCCAUAUACAUCAUCUGAAUAUGGUGGUAUUAAUUCCAACAACAACGCUGCCACUAAUAAAAAUGAUUUGGAAGGAUAUAUUCAUAUUAUUGAAGAUUUGAUUAAAACUGUUGAUGAAUUAGAAUUAACUUGUGAAAGUUAUAAGGCAAACAAGAAUGAAUUACAAAACCAAUUGGUUGAACAAAUAAAUGAAUCGGUUCGAAUUAAAAAUAAUUUUCAAAUCAUGUCUAAUAAAUUUAAUCAAUUACGUCAAUCAUUAAAUGAGAAAGAAAAUGAUAAGAACCAAGAUGAAUUUAAUAAAACCAACCAACAACUUGAACAAAAGUUGAUUGAAUAUGAAAAAUGUAUUGCAAUAUUACAAGAUGAAUUAGACCAAUACAAACAACCUUCCGAUAUCACCACUACUACUACUACUACUAACAAUAACAACAACAAUAACAGAUCGUCUUAUUCGUCGUAUAAUAAUCAUCGCAAUAGUUCAUUAAAUGAAUUGAAUUUAGUGAAUGAUUAUUUACAAUUACAAACAUCUUAUAGUAGAAUCAAUGAUGAAUUAAAUCAAGUGAAUAAUGAUUAUAAACUUUUGAAUAGUUCAACACUGGAGAAAAUCAAUAAUUUAACAACAAAAUUACAAGAGAAAUCAAUUGAAUUAAGAAAUCAAAUGGGGUUAAAUAAUAAAUUACAAACUGAAUUGAAUUUAUCAUUAGAUAAACAACGUAAAUAUAAUACUGAAAGAAUACAAAUGUCAUAUACUGUUGAUUCAUUGAAAAAAGAUAAUGAAGCAUUACAAUUGAAAGUUAAUAAAUUAACUGAUCUAAUGACAAUUGAUAGAACAAGAACUGAAAAUAAUGUCCAGUCUUCACCAAUACCACCAAUAACACAACAACAAACGGUUCCUCCAUUAGCAUCAGCCCCCACACAUGCAAGAGUUUCUUCGAUAUCAUCAUCAUCAGCAACAACAACCACAGUAAAUACCAAUACCAAUACUAAUACUAAUACAACAAAUGAUAACAAUAGCAGUAAUAAUAUUGAAUUGGGAGUUAAAAAGAUUUCAAUUUUAGAAUAUCAAUAUAAAGAUUUAUUAUUAUAUGAUACCAAUCAAUUUAAAAGAUUAAUUGAAAGUUAUAAUAAGAUUGCUGAUGAUAAAUCUUUAUAUGAUCCUAAAAUGAAAUAUGAAAAAUUAUUAAAUCAUAUAAAUGAUAUUAAUAAUAAUAAUGGGAAUAUUAAUGGGAAAUCUAUUGAUAUUCUUGAAAAUAUUACAUAUAUUAGAGAUAAACAUAAAUCAAUUUUUGAAUAUUUUAUUAGAGCUACUGAUAUAUUAAUUAAUGAUCAUAUAAAAUUAUUAUUAAAAGAAAAUGAUGAUUCAAUUAAAGUUAAAUAUAAUAAAUUAAAUGAUAAAUUGAAUAAAUUGAUUAAAGAAAAUGAAUCAUUGAAAUCAGAAUUAGAACAACAACAACAACAACAGCAGCAUCAGCAAAAUACUAGUGUUAAUACCAAUGAUGGUGAUGAAUAUGGGAAUAUCAAUAAUAAUGAUCCAUUAUCUAAAUUAAGAAUGAAUGAUUUAAGAAAUAAAUGGAAAGCAGAAAGAGAACGAAGAAUUUUAGAAGAUCAAGAAGCUAAAAAGAGAUUUAAAGAAUUAGAAUUAGAAAUUCAACGAUUGAAUGAAGUUAUUGGUAAUAAUAAUAAUAAUAAUAAAAAUAAACAAACCACGAAUGAUAAUAAUUAA
Messenger RNA from Candida dubliniensis CD36, 3021 nucleotides. RefSeq lists its product as uncharacterized. The transcript has a single exon. Lineage: Eukaryota; Fungi; Ascomycota; Pichiomycetes; Serinales; Debaryomycetaceae. The coding region runs from base 1 to 3021 and encodes 1006 amino acids. The record is from RefSeq and is a predicted model, not a curated record.